AUAUAUAAAACAUCGUCACAUGUGAUGGAUAGCAGUUCCAGGUUGCUGCGCAGACAGGGCUCCUCACCCCAGACAAGGGUGUGACUGACUGCUGCUCCUGGCUCCUGGGGCUGGUCCCGUUUGGACUAAUUAAGAUCCAGUCUCCGGUUUAGCUAUAGCUAACGGACUGCGACUGCUAUGAACAGCUAUCCAGGAAACUUUUCCCGUACCCGUUCUCAAAGACAAAGGCCUUUUAAUAAAUAGACCGAAACAUUAACUUAAAACAUAGUUAGCCUCACAAUAUCACAAACGCAGCAUAUUACUCCCACCAUGGAUGUAUGAAGACAACGGUGGCGUUUCCUCUGAAGCUCAGCAGUCGCUGUCAUCCGCUGUCGACAGCAUAAACAAAAAGCGGCCCGGUUGUGACUGGAGCAGGCCAGGCAUGAGUGAAGCACACCUGGACGAAUGGCAGAGGAGGUCCUUUGACAUUUCAUCUGGCAACUGUACACCUGAACAGACGGCCGAUACCUACCGGGCCCACAUCCUCUCCAUUCAGUAUGCAUGGGCAAGCUCCCAGCUCUCUCAGGCCGGCAUGGCCAGCCUGCUCAGGACAUACUCUGAGCGCUACGCCGCAGUUCUGGACUCGGAUGACCCCCGCACAGGGCUGAACAACUAUGCAGAUAGCGCUCUGCACCUGGCUCGCAGUCAGAGGAACCACAGUGACAAAUGGGAGUCAUCCUUCACCAUGGAGAGUGUGCUGGAGCUACCCUGCGUGAAGAGGAUGAUUCAGUCAGGGACGGGGGGAAGCGGCUCCCUGGUGGCAGCAGGAGAUGUUAACAUAUCUGUGGGGCAAGAGAGCAAAGGCAGCUCCCUACCUGCUACUUUUACUGGGGGCCGGUCAGAGACUGCAUUGUUCAAACCCACAGUUCCACCCCAGCCUAAAACAGAGGUUAACACCACUGCCAGUAAUCCAAACUCAUUCUCCCGUCCUCCAGCCCGACCACAGUCUGUGUUUACUCCCUCUUCCUCAGCUCUUCCCCAGGGAAACCCAGGGGGAACACCGAACUAUCAGUCCUCCUUCUUACCCACCUCCAACCCAUCUAAGCGGAAGAAUUUUUACAACACAGACGGAGGAGAUGGUGGCAGGGUGCAGCAGGGAGGUCAAGGAGGCAGUGACCCGCGAGCUGGAAGCACCUUUAAAACGGCUCGCGAGCAGUUCCUUGUUGAGCAACAGAAAAAACACGCCAACCAGCCACACAGAGCUCAGGCCUCUUUGCCGGCAGCAGCUUUGAAGAAAUCUCUAGGAGCCAACAGGCCGCGGGGUACAUUUUCUAAAUUUGUGUCACCCAUUCCCCGACAAGAAGAAGAAGAAGAAGAAGGAUGGGCGAGCUGUAAUUCCAAUCAGGAACCUCAGAUUGGGGACGAGCGCCUGAAAAACUUUGAGCCGAAGAUAAUCGAGCUGAUCAUGAGUGAGAUCAUGGACCACGGGCCUCCUGUAGUCUGGGAGGACAUCGCAGGCCUGGAGUUCGCCAAGACCACCAUAAAGGAGAUUGUAGUUUGGCCCAUGCUGCGACCUGACAUCUUCACAGGCCUCCGGGGUCCACCUAAAGGCAUCCUGCUUUUUGGACCCCCAGGGACUGGAAAAACUCUGAUAGGGAAAUGCAUAGCUUGCCAGUCAGGUGCCACCUUCUUUAGCAUCAGCGCUUCAUCGCUUACAUCCAAGUGGGUGGGUGAGGGAGAGAAAAUGGUACGAGCCCUGUUUGCCAUCGCCCGCUGCCACCAGCCUGCUGUCAUCUUCAUAGAUGAGAUCGACUCGCUGUUGUCCCAGCGGACGGAUGGGGAGCACGACUCCUCACGCAGGAUAAAAACAGAGUUCCUGGUUCAGCUAGACGGAGCAACAACAGCAGCCGAGGAUCGCAUCCUGGUGGUGGGCGCCACCAACCGGCCGCAAGAGAUAGACGAGGCUGCCCGACGACGCCUGGCAAAGAGAUUAUAUAUCCCCCUGCCUGAGGGAACGGCCCGACGGCAGAUAAUCACUAACCUCAUGACACAAGAGAAGAACCAGCUGAGGGAAGAGGAGCUGGAGAGCGUGGUUGGAGCCACAGAGGGGUUCUCAGGCGCCGACAUGACGCAGCUCUGCAGAGAAGCGGCACUCGGGCCCAUCCGCAGCAUCCAGCUCAGUGACAUGGCCACCAUCACUGCAGACCAGGUGAGACCCAUCCUCUACAGAGACUUCCAGGAGGCCCUGCAGACGGUACGGCCCAGUGUCUCAUCGAAAGACUUGGAGUUGUAUGAGGAUUGGAACAAGACCUUUGGCUGUGGACGUUAAACGUGGCUUCUUAUCCUGAUAUAUUAUUUAUGUUAGUUGGAUUUCAGCUCUGGAGGAAUCUAUACAACAGAGUGUGCAGAGAUAAAAGCAUGUGCACUUUACACUGUUUCCAAAAAAUAACAACAACAGUGUCUGUCAUAAAAGCACAGACACCUAAAAGCAUCACAGAGAAUGCUCUCUGAAUGCAGGGAUAUCUGUCAAAUUUCAUUACACUGAGGAGGUAUUGCUGUUAUUUUGUCCACCGCAAAUAUGUCCAAAAGUUACUUUUAAUUGAAUUCAUCUUUUUACAACCAUCCUGAUGUUUUGUGUAACCAUUAAUAUUCGUUCCUACCAAAAGGCUGUUGCAGAACAAAUCCAGUGAUCUUAAUGCUGACCGGAUGGAAGAGUUUUCUGUUGUUCCCAGCUGAUGCAGUAUCUUCUGUUUUCUUUGGAUAUUUAUUUCACUGUUGCUGUGUGAUUUGCUGAAGGCAUCAAGAUAUGUGAUAUGUAGAUAAAGCAAUGAUUUCAGUUCAUAUUAUAGCAGCUAGAAUCCUUCUUGUAAUGCUUUGAAGAAGAACAUUCAGCAUGUUUAAUAACCAUUACAAUAGAUAUUCUCACCUCUUUCAAAUAUUGUGUGUCAUGACUAGUUCCUAGUUUAAUUCUUAAUUGAAUUGCCAACAUUUUAUUAUUUUCCUAAUAAAUAAAAAUGUUACCAUCAUA
Molecule: messenger RNA, 3007 nt
Organism: Eleginops maclovinus (Patagonian blennie)
Lineage: Eukaryota; Metazoa; Chordata; Actinopteri; Perciformes; Eleginopidae
Gene: fignl1
Product: fidgetin-like 1
Exons: 2
Coding region: 314-2308 (664 amino acids)
Molecular function (GO): microtubule severing ATPase activity; ATP binding; ATP hydrolysis activity
Source: RefSeq, a predicted model, not a curated record